AUGGAUUCAAACACUGCACACCAUCCUGUGUUUAUGGUAUUUCCUCCAGAAGUCACUGCUUCAGAAUUUCAGUCAAUGAAAAAUAUAGCCACAACCUAUGAAUCUACCACGCCUUUUUUAAAAUUCUGUACUACAAAAAUAAAAAUCUUUGGGACUAUCCAGAUCCUGCUUGGACUGAUGAACUUUUCUUUUGGGGUAAUUUUCUUUUUCAUGUUUGAAGAACCGUACCCAAGGUUCCCCUUUAUAUUAAUUACAGGAUAUCCAUUCUGGAGCUCCAUUUUGUUCAUUUAUUCCGGAGCCUGCCUAGUUGCAUUGGAAAAAAAAGGCACACAAACUAUGAUGAGGAUGAGCCAAACAAUGAAUUGUUUUAGUGUCCUGGCAGCAACAGCUGGAAUCAUUCUCCUUGUAUUUGGUUUCAUUCUAGAUCAAAACUACCUUUGUGGCUAUUCUGGAGAAGUUAGUCAGUGUAAGGCUAUUAACACCCUAUUCAUCGGACUUUUGAUUAUGCUGAUAGCCUUCAGCACUAUUGAACUACUCAUUGCUCUGUCUUACUCAAUUUGUAGCAGAUCCUUUGACUGCUGUGAUUGUGAGGAAUGGUGUUGA
This is a messenger RNA of Myotis brandtii (Brandt's bat), 603 nucleotides long. Its product is annotated as membrane-spanning 4-domains subfamily A member 5. Gene Ontology annotation, biological process: cell surface receptor signaling pathway. Gene Ontology annotation, cellular component: plasma membrane. The record is from RefSeq and is a predicted model, not a curated record. The coding region runs from base 1 to 603 and encodes 200 amino acids. Lineage: Eukaryota; Metazoa; Chordata; Mammalia; Chiroptera; Vespertilionidae. The transcript is spliced from 5 exons.